UGACGCGCGGCCUGCGUGAGAGAAGUCGCCGGGGCUGGGCGCGCGCGCCACAGACUAUGGGGCGCUGAACGCUGUCCGGACAGAGUGGGAGGUGCCACCAUCGGGGAGCGGCCGCGUGCACAGGGGCUGGCAGUUAACUGGGCAAUGUGACUGUUCAUGCCCCGGCCCCUGGUGAUACUGCAACAGACAAGAAAUUAACACCCCCUACUCCGAGCCCCCCUCUCCCUCCAGUGCCGUCUGUAAUGUACAGCCAGCCCCUGAGACGGUGUCUAGCGUGUUCCCCAUCAGCAGCCCCAGCUUGAGUCUUCGUUUUCUGGGUCUGCAGCCAGAUAACCCCUGAGACUUACUUGAAAAGCCCGAGUCGCUGGGGCCUAAAUGCCCUACUGGAGCCCCUUGGGAAACAGAACCAAGCUGUCAGGCCCGGGCCAGCUGUUACUUUAUCAUGGUUAGAAACAUGGUAACUUGGAAAGAACUGUGCAUUCCCUAUCCCGAGAGAGGUGCUGCCUGGAGGAACUCCCAGCGCUGUCAAUGAGUGCUUCAGACUUAGGGUGAUGGCCUCAGUCUGUCUCUUUGCUCUCUAACAAAUGAACUCUGCCUGGUAGAUGCUGAACUUUCAUAUCUUUUAGGCAGUAUAGCUAUGAAGUGUGGUUUGUGCAGCAGUAGUUGAAGUGAGCUGUAGCUCGCAAAAGCUUAUGCUCAAAUAAAUUUGUUAGUCUCUAAGGUGCCACAAGUACUCCUUUUCUUUUUGAAGUAUAGUGGUAUCUUUUGUGGGGUAGCGGUUUCAAUUUAUCUGUGGAUGGAAUAUUGGUUUUGAGAUAACGUGUGCCAGACUCAGAAGUGAUGUACAUGGGGGGUGAAUCAUGUUUGUAAAUGGGCAUCAGCUGCUUUAUGAGAGUGUAAAUUACAUUUCAGUACUGCUACCUCUUGUGAUUUUAUUGCAAGUUUUUCAAUAUUUGGUGUUUUUCUUAAAUAUCCCACCUAUUGGAGUCAACUGAUUACAUGAUACUCUCAGCUUUUAUUUAAAAAAUUAAGUAUUUAGCUCUAAUGGUUGCAGAGAAAUGCUUGAAAAAGUGAACUAACUGCACCCUUAACAGCUCAGAACCCAGAAGGCAAAUAACUCCACCCCCCCAAAUUCUCUAUUUUUUAAAAUUCUCAUGAUUUUUAAGCCAAUCUUAUUUUGAUUUGUUGAGCCCAAUUCAUGAUUUUGAAUGCUUGGGGUAAGCAAUACUGUACACUCAGUCAGUGAAAUGACAGCAUCACUGAAGCAAGAAAAGCCACUAAUGUAAGUGUGUAAAAGGAGGCCUGCUUCAUCUUAUUGGCUUUCAUCUUUACACACUUGUGAUAGAAUGUACCUGCUGUGACCACACCCCACAUGCUACUGUAAUAAUCUUUGUACAAAGUAUGCCUUGUGAGAUAUUUUAAAACUCAUAAUUUUCUGUUCAUUAUUGUCCUGAUAAAAUGUGUGUGACAAUGUCUUAUGUGAAGUUAUAAUAUUCCACUUUAUGAUAUUAUUAACACAUAUUCCAAAGUGAGGUUAGCAGACAGGUCUGCCUCAAAGGAAUGUGUGUUCUGCUUAAUUAGCAUUUAAGCAGUAAACAGAGUUAUCAAGCAGGUCGGGAAACACAGGAUGCUCAAACAGGUGAGGAAAAAGCAGCAGGGAAUAUCCUUCCAUAUAGACUCUUUUGUCUCCCGAAUGUCAUCUGGAGAUGCAUUCAUAGCACCUGAAGGACAAAGGAAUCAGUGCUGAACUGGCAGAGGGAUCCUGACCUAAGAAGUUUGGUGAGUAAGACUGCUGAAAGUAUAUGGUGAGAAACUACUUUGCUUGAUUCUGAUAUAGUUUAAGUUAAGCACCAUCAGAGUUAUAACUUUGACUUAUGCCUCAUUACUUGUACUUACUUAAAAUCUCCCUUUGUAGUGAAUAAACUUAGUUUAUUGUUUUAUCUAGUCCAAUGUGUUUAAACUGAAGUGUCUGGGAAACUCCAUUUGGAGUGGCAUGUUCUGUGCAAAUUAUUUCUUUUAAAGCAAUAACAGACUUUAUAUAAACUUGUAUUGUCCAGGAGAGGGGUGGGUAUCACAGGACAUACAUUUCUGGGGGAAAAUCAAAUACUGGGGGUGGGUUGGGGUCACCUGCAGUAUAACCGAGGUUGGUAAGAGCCCAGGUGUGGCUAGCUGCAGCACACACACAGACAUAGCUUGGAAUGACAUUCAUGCUGGAGGCUACAGCAGCAAAGCAUUGUAAAGGGCACUCCAAGUUAGAGGGCAGGAGUGACACAGCAACUCAUUAGUCUGGAUUGUACCCUGAUAUGUUGCUUUCCCAUUGCAUCUUUGUUCUCUUGGAUAAAUUACACCAAUGUUGCUUAUGAUGUUUUAUGAAUAUGCAAUUUAUACUGCCACUUACGUCCCCUCUGAAUCUGACCCUGUGUAGUUAGUUUGUUCUCCUUUUGUUUGAUCUGUAUAUGAAAACUGCAGCAAACCUAAACAUUUACGUGAAGUGGAAAUGAUGCCAUGGAAGAAGUGUUUUUGUUUGGGUGUUAGACAUUUCAACAGUUUUUGUGUCUCUUAUUGUUCUCUCUGUUUAUUAUUGUAUGUCUGUCUGUCUCUCUUUCUUAUCCUACCUUAGAAAAUGACUUGAGUCAGAUAAUUGCAGUAUGUUGUGGGCAGUUAGAAUGAAUGCAAAUUUUCAGUAUCUUCCUCUUAUGUGAUUGGGUAAAAGAAGACAGGGUUUCGGAAUUGUGUGGAUGCUUGUUGUGAUCUACACUGCAGGAUCCCUGUGAAUGUAAGAAGAAAUUGUUUAAACAUCUACAGACCAAAUUCUGCCUCAGCAGUUGUAUGCUUGUUUGAUUGGAUUUCAACUAAGGAAUCUCCCGCUGUUUGUCAUUCACUAGAAGAAAGAAAAAGAGAUGUUUUCUCGCUGGAGUCUGGAUUUGAAGUUUUUCUGUUGGAUCAGUAGUGCCUGAUGUGGCAAGUAGAGGUGUCUCAACUGGGAGUCCCCAUCAUAUCUCCUCUAAAUGCUCAUUAAAGUUUCUGGAUUGACGUUCUCCGUAUUGAAGCCUGCGUUAAAGGACUCUGAAAUAAGAACAGUGACUGGCUUUUCGCAGACUGAUGGCUGAUCGAGUGCUUGUGAUUGGCAGUGGAGGCAGAGAGCAUGCUCUGGCCUGGAAAUUGGCACAAUCUCCACAUGUAAAACAAGUGCUAGUCGCUCCAGGAAAUGCAGGAACAGCCAAUAAUGGAAAGAUUUCAAAUUCAGCAGUGUUAGUCAGCAAUCAUACUAUCCUUGCCCAGUUCUGCAAAGACCAUAACAUUGGACUUGUGGUAGUUGGACCAGAGACACUCUUGGGAGCCGGAAUUGUGGAUGACUUGAUGUCAGCUGGAGUUAGAUGUUUUGGUCCCUCAGCCAAGGCAGCUCAGCUAGAGACCAAUACAAGCUUUGCCAAAGCCUUUCUGGAUUGUCAUAGGAUCCCAACAGCAAGAUGGAAAGCAUUUGCCAAUCCUCAAGAAGCUUGUAGCUUUAUUACCAGCACAGACUUUCCUGCGCUGGUUAUAAAGGCUAGUGGCCAAGCUGCUAGAAAAGAAAUAAUUAUUGCAGCCAGCAAAGAGGAAGCCUGCAGAGCUGUGCAAGAGAUUUUGCAGGAUAGAGUGUUUGGAGAGGCUGGAGAGACGGUUGUCAUUGAAGAACUUCUUGAAGGGGAAGAGCUAUCUUGCUUGUGCUUCACUGAUGGUGUCACUGUUGCCCCCAUGCCACUAGUCCAGGCCCACAAACGGUUAAUAGAUGGAGACAAGGGCCCAAACACUGCCGGGAUGGGAGCUUAUUGCCCAGCACCACAGGUUCCUGAAGCUCUUCUAGAGAAAAUUAAAGACUCUAUCCUGCAACACGUUGUUGAUGGUAUGAGACAACAGGGAACAACAUAUGUAGGUGUGCUGCAAACAGGAUUAAUGCGUACUAAAGAUGAUGUGAAAAUUUUAAACUUUAACUGCCACUUUGGUGACCCGCAGUGCCAGGUAAUUCUUCCACUGCUUAAAAACGACUUUUAUGAAGUGAUUCAAGCAACAAUUGAUGGCAAACUCUGCAGCUGCAUGCCAGCUUGGUCAGAAAACCGUACUGCUGUGUCUGUGGUUAUGGCAAGUGAAGGGUACCCAGGAGACUAUGCCAAAGGCCUGGAGGUAACAGGACUUCGACAAGCGAGAGAGCUAGGGGUGGAGGUGUUCCAUGCAGGCACGGCCAUGCAGGGUGAUAAAGUGGUGACUGAUGGUGGCAGAGUCCUUACGGUAACGGCUAUCAAGGAGGAUCUGAUGUCAGCACUGGAAGAAGCCAACAAAGGAGUAGCAGCCAUAUGGUUCAAGGGUGCCAUUUUCAGAAAGGACAUUGGUUAUCGGGCUAUAGCUUUCCUCCAGCGGUCUGUAGGCCUGGUACAUGGUGAUGUAAGUGUAUACACUCUAACCAGCAGUGCUUUGGUUAAUCAGUCUGAACCACCAACUGUAACUGGUAGUAGAUCAGGCAGCCAUGCAGAUCUGGGAGGCUCUACUGAUCUCUUUGACUUGAAAGCAACUGGUUAUGAUGAUCCUAUCUUGGUAUCUCGAACUAAAGGCAUUGGAACUAAACUGCAGAUUGCACAGAUGUGUAAGAAACAUGACACCCUUGGCCAGGACUUGGUUGCCAUGUGUGUCAAUGACAUCCUGGCUCAGGGAGCAGAGCCCCUCUUCUUCCUCAGCUAUUUUGCCUGUGGGAAACUUGACACUGAAGUGGCUCAAGCAGUUAUAGCGGGAACAGCUGAAGCUUGUAAGAAGGCAGGAUGCGCUCUCUUGGGAAGAGAGACUGCUGAAUUGCCUGGCAUAUAUUCACCUCGAGAGUACGACCUCGCUGGCUUUGCAGUUGGUGCAGUGGAACGAGGCCAAAUGUUCCUGCAGCUGGAGAGAGUUGCUGAGGGGGAUGUCGUCAUUGGACUAGCUUCUUCUGGGAUUCACAGCCAUGGCUUUAGCCUUGUAAGGAAGAUUCUCUUAAUGUCUUCCCUGCACUACUCAUCUCCAGUACCUGGUGGAUGUGGUGACCAGCCGUUAGGAGAACUAUUACUAACUCCGACCAAAAUCUACAGCAAGGCUCUGUUGCCCGUCCUUCGUUCAGGGCACGUGAAGGCCUUUGCCCCUAUCGCUGGUGGGGGGUUACUGGAAAGCAUCCCCAGAAUCCUACCUGAAUCAUUUAGUGUAUUUUUGGAUGCUUAUAGUUGGCGGAUACCUGAAAUCUUCUCCUGGCUCCAAACAGAGGGGAACCUUUCAGAAGAGGAGAUGGCCCGAACGUUUAAUUGCGGGAUCGGUGCUGUCUUGAUGGCAGACAAGGAGAUGGCUCAGCAAGUUCUGAAGGAUGUACAGAGGCAUGAGGAAGCCUGGCUGAUUGGAAAUGUAGUCCCAAGCCACACAGGAUCUUCUCAUGUCAAAGUCAAGAAUCUCCUUAAAGCCUUGCAGUUAAAGAGAUUCCAGUUUCUGCAGAGUACUGCUGAUGUGGACAGUCACCUGCAUGUCGAGCCCAAAAAAAGCAAAGUGAAAGUAGCUGUUCUCAUCUCUGGAACAGGUACAAACCUUGCAGCACUUAUCACAUAUGCAAAAGAACCAGCAAGCUGUGCACAGAUAGCUCUUGUCAUCUCUAACAAGUCUGGAGACGUGGAAGAAUUGAGAAAUGCAGCCCGGGCUGGGAUUCCCACCAGGGUAGUUGACCAUAAAUUGUAUGGAAGCCGCUCUGAAUUUGACUGCACAAUUGACAGAGUCCUUGAAGAAUUCUCUGUUGAACUGAUCUGUCUCGCAGGAUUUAUGAGAAUUUUAUCCAGUGCUUUUAUCAGAAAGUGGAAUGGAAAAAUUUUGAACAUUUGUCCAUCACUAUUACCUUCAGUCAAAGGGGGAAAUGCCUAUAAGCAGGUGCUACAAGCAGGAGUCAAAGUCACUGGCUGUACAGUACAUUUUGUGCUUGAGGAAGCUAAUACAGGAGCAAUAAUUCUCCAGGAACCUGUCUCUGUGAACACAGAUGAUACCGAGGAGACCUUGUUGGAAAGGGUGAAAGAAGCAGAGUGCCGAGCCUUUCCCAUUGCCUUGCAGCUGGUCGCCAGUGGAGUGGUGCGACUAGGAGCAGAUGGUAAAACCUGCUGGAAACAAGGAACCCAUAGCUUGACUCAUUAUGAAAAGCAAGAUUGCAUUUCCUCCAGUACUACGCUGUAG
Molecule: messenger RNA, 6201 nt
Organism: Chelonia mydas (Green sea turtle)
Lineage: Eukaryota; Metazoa; Chordata; Testudines; Cheloniidae
Product: trifunctional purine biosynthetic protein adenosine-3
Exons: 24
Coding region: 3103-6201 (1032 amino acids)
Biological process (GO): adenine biosynthetic process; 'de novo' IMP biosynthetic process
Cellular component (GO): cytosol
Molecular function (GO): phosphoribosylglycinamide formyltransferase activity; phosphoribosylamine-glycine ligase activity; ATP binding
Source: RefSeq, a predicted model, not a curated record